ACCUCACGAUCUUUAUCUUCGAUUAUCUGUCAGCAACGACGUUCCAGCUCCGAUUUGGGGUUGCAAGGGACUUUGAGUUUAUAGUGAAGAGGGAGGUUGUUGUUGUUGAUUCUUCAAGGUUAUCUUGUGCAACUCAUGGCGAUCAGGCUUAUGUUUGAGAACUCAUGUGACAUUGGGGUUUUCUCCAAGCUCACUAAUGCUUACUGCUUGGUUGCAAUUGGUGGCUCUGAGAAUUUCUACAGUACCUUUGAAACUGAAAUACGUGGUGUCAUUCCGGUUGUUAAAGCAUCUAUUGGUGGGACUCGCAUUAUUGGCCGUCUAUGUGCUGGAAACAAAAAUGGGCUUCUUGUACCACACACCACUACGGAUCAAGAACUUCAGCACUUGAGGAACAGUUUGCCUGACCAAGUUGUUGUUCAACGUAUACAAGAGAGACUGUCUGCUUUGGGAAACACGAUUGCUUGUAAUGAUCACGUUGCUCUCGCACAUUCUGAUCUUGAUCGGGAAACUGAAGAGCUCAUCGCUGAUGUUCUUGGAGUAGAGGUCUUUAGGCAGACAGUAGCAGGCAACGUUCUCGUGGGAAGCUACUCUAGUUUUACGAAUAGGGGAGGCUUGGUUCAUCCACAUACAUCCGUUGAAGAUUUGGACGAGCUAUCAACCCUUCUUCAGGUCCCGUUAGUCGCUGGAACCGUGAAUCGUGGAAGUGAAGUGAUUGCGGCUGGAUUAACAGCAAAUGACUGGACUGCAUUUUGUGGUUCGGACACCACUGCCACCGAGUUAUCGGUCAUCGAGAAUGUUUUCAAAUUGAGGGAGGCUCAACCAAGCUCCAUUGUCGAAGAAAUGAGGAAGUCGUUGAUUGACAGUCAUGUGUGAGGAGUUUCUUCUUCUACACUUGAGAUUUGCAAGCAAUUAAUUGUUAUUACUCUUAUCUUUAUCUUCUUCUGCUAUAUUUAAUGACAUUGUGAGUGAAAUUGGAGUUGUAUAUAUACUUUGGUAUCAUCGUCUUGGUCUUGUAUUAUUGUUACCAUUACCGAAAGUCGAUCAGUAACGAUAUCUGUAAUAAUAACAAUACUUAUGAUAUAUUUAUCAUUCUCUUGCUAUAACAGUAUGAUAGUAUUUGUAA
Cucumis sativus (cucumber) is the source of this 1123-nucleotide messenger RNA. RefSeq names its product eukaryotic translation initiation factor 6-2. Gene Ontology annotation, cellular component: cytosol; nucleolus; preribosome, large subunit precursor. Lineage: Eukaryota; Viridiplantae; Streptophyta; Magnoliopsida; Cucurbitales; Cucurbitaceae. Gene Ontology annotation, biological process: maturation of 5.8S rRNA; ribosomal subunit export from nucleus; cytosolic ribosome assembly. Bases 136 to 873 code for a protein of 245 amino acids. The record is from RefSeq and is a predicted model, not a curated record. Gene Ontology annotation, molecular function: ribosomal large subunit binding. The transcript has 8 exons.